UUCACAACACACUUGACACUUCACUAACUUCCACACACACACACCCCCCAAUAUAAAAUCACACUCCCGCGAAUUACAUAAUUAGGGUUUUCAAUUCCCGCGAAUUCUCUCUCUCUCUCUCUCUCUCUCUCUCUCUCUCUCUCUCUCUCUUCUACUCUGACUGACUGUGCAACAAUGGCGAUGGAAGAAGACAAAACCCGCGGAAAUGGAGGAACCCCGAGAUCCAACGGAAAUUCUCCUAACAAGCAGCAGCAAAAUCCAGCAUCAAUUUUGGGUGCUAAAGAUCGCAUUGUUUCUGUUGCUUCCAGUUUCGCUUCUCAACCUCUUCACAAUUCUGAUCCUAAUGUUUGGGGUGUUCUCACUGCCAUCUCCAACAAUGCCCGCAAAAGGCAUCAGGGAAUUAAUAUCUUAUUAACUGCUGAUGAGCAUUGCAUUGGACGAUUGGUAGAGGAUGUCCGUUUCCAGAUUGAUUCGAAUUCCGUUAGUGCAAAUCAUUGCAGAAUAAACAGGACCAAGAUUACUAAUGAAAAUAUGGAGAAUACCACAUCAAUAUUCUUGAAAGAUACAAGCACAAAUGGAACUUACCUUAACUGGGAGAAGUUGAAAAAGAAUGGUGCUGCUGUCAAAGUCUGCCAUGGUGAUAUUAUAUCAUUUGCGGCUCCUCCUCAGCAUGAAGUUGCAUUUGCUUUUGUAUAUCGAGAGGUGCAUGUUUCAAAUCCUGUGGCAGACAAUGGAGUUGCUAAACGCAAAGCAGAGGAUUUUGUUUCUGAAAACAAGAGAUUGAAAGGUUUGGGCAUUGGUGCAGCUGAGGGUCCUAUAUCACUUGAUGAUUUUCGAAGCCUUCAAAGAUCUAACACGGAAUUGAGAAAGCAAUUAGAGAGUCAGGUGGUUAUAAUUGAUACUUUGCGUAGUGACAAUCGUGCAGCUGUUGAGCGCCAUGAAAGUGAGUUAAAAUCUGCCAAAGAGUCCAUCACAAAAUGUUACCUUGAUCAAAUAAAAGAUUUACAGCAAAUGGUUGAUCUCAAACAAAAGGAAGUAGGAGAUGUCAACAGAGCAUUUGCUGAACAAAAACAUAAUCUGGAAGACCUUAAUGAAAGACUUAGUGCUUCUAUGCAGUCAUGUGCUGAAUCAAAUGAACUUAUAAGUAGUCAAAAGGUAAAUAUUGUUGAACUCAAAGAACAAUUAGAUGAAGAGCGGACUCAGAGAAAAGAAGAACGAGAAAAGGCUGCAGCUGAUCUAAAAGCUGCUGUUCAUAGAGUGCAGUCUGAGGCUCAGGAGGAAAUAAAACGACUCUCAGAUGCUGCCUUGAAAAGAGAAGGCGAGCUACAAGAAGCAAUAAAUAAGCUAAAGGAGUCAGAAAGAGAAAUGUGUGUGCUGGUUGAAACCUUGAGAUCGAAGCUGGAGGAUACUAGGCAAAAAUUGGUUGUCUCUGAUAAUAAAGGUCGCCAGUUGGAAACCCAAGUACAUCUAGAGAAGCAGAACACUGAAAAUGGAAUGAAGAAAGUAGAGGAACUUGAGCAAGAAACAAGAAGAUUAAGGAAAGAGCUUGAGAGCGAGAAGCAGGCAGCUCGUGAAGAAGCAUGGGCUAAAGUUUCAAUUCUUGAGCUUGAGAUAAAUGCUGCAAUGCGAGAUCUAGAUUUUGAAAGGAGGAGGUUAAAAGGUGCCAGGGAAAGACUCAUGCUUCGGGAAACACAGCUGCGAUCAUUUUAUUCCACUACUGAGGAGAUACAAUCAUUGUUCGCUAAGCAACAGGAACAAUUGAAGGCUAUGCAGAGAACUCUAGAAGAUGAUGAGAAUUAUGACAAUAAUUCUGUAGAUAUGGAUGGAGUCGUAGGUGGAACCUCGGGAAGAGAAAAAGAAGGUGUUGUGUACCACAGUAACAAUGCUGCCAAGGCAGGAUCUACUACUUCUGCUCAGAAGCUUAACAGAGAUCAAGUUGAAACAUCGAGCAACGAAGCAAGUGUCACUGAGAAGCAUGACUGUGAUAUAAGAAGUGAAGGAUGCCAAAAUACACAAGAAGCAAUUCAAAAUACACAAGAGGCAGAAUUCACCAGUGCUGAUCAUGACCACGGUGUUAGAGAUUGUGUUGGUUCUGAUGUUGAUGGUGUUGGCACAACAGCUAUGAUGGAAGGAGAUACUGUAGGCACUGAACGUGUUCUGGAAACUGAAAGUCCGUCAAAUAAUGGUGAACGGAAUUUUGAUUUGAACAAGGAUGGUCCUUUAGAAGGGGACACUAUGAAGAUUGAUGAUGAUAUGGAAACAGAGAAGCUUGAUCAAAUACCUAUGGAAACAGAGAAGAAUGAUCGAAUACCUUGUCGUGAACUUUCACAGCACUCACAAUCAAAUAAUCACAUAGAUACUCAAAAGACUAUUGAGGGUGCAGAAGCUGGAUGCCUCCUAAUCAGAACCGAAGACCUUAUAACUUCUGAAGUUGCCGCUAGCUGGGCUUGCAGUACUGCUCCUUCUUUACAUGAGGAAAAUGAACCUUCAAAAAGCAGAGACAAUAAUGAAGGUUCAGGGACAUUGAAUGAUUCAAAUAUUGUGGUGGCAGAGAGUCCAAACACUCCUUCUGAUGCUGCAGCUGCCAGAAAAAACGAACGGCGAGCACUAAGUGAGAUGAUUGGCAUUGUUGCUCCUGAUUUGAAAGAACAAUUUGAAGAUGCUGCUUGUCGAGGGGGAGAAGACCAUAGUGGUUCAUCUGAUUCAGAUACUGAGAGUUGUAGUGACACUGGUGAUGAAGAUGGUAGAGUGAUCACAAAGCGUGGAUCAAUAAUAUCCGAUGAAGAAACUCAGGGUGUCGACCAUGUCGAGGAGGAUCAAAAGCAGGAUGAUUCUAUGGAUGAGGAUGAGGAAGACACUGAAGAAGAUUGAUUUUGUUGGAUAAUAGCGGGUUCUAAAAAGAUAUUUGGGCAUGUAAGUUGUAGAUACUGAAGGAAUCCCUCUGUAUUUUUACUUAUCAGUCUCUUUGCUUUUCUCACCCUCUGUAAUUAUAUUCAAGGCAGGUUGUUGUAAUUAAUUUUAUUAUUCAAAUGGGUUUUCCCGCCAUUUUUUUCAUCAAAUGCGAAUAAUGAGCGGCUUGCUAUAAUUUGAAUCUAAGUACUGACUGAGAAUCCAGCUGUGUCGGCAAGGGAGAAUUUUGUUGUCCAUGUGAUCCUAUUCGGUUUAAUCUAAAGGAUUAGCCAUUAGGUUGUGUAUAAUGAUUAUCAAUUAUAGUAAAAAGGAGAUAGAGUUUAUUUUGGAAA
Medicago truncatula (barrel medic) is the source of this 3242-nucleotide messenger RNA. RefSeq names its product myosin-11. The record is from RefSeq and is a predicted model, not a curated record. The coding region runs from base 175 to 2871 and encodes 898 amino acids. Lineage: Eukaryota; Viridiplantae; Streptophyta; Magnoliopsida; Fabales; Fabaceae. Gene Ontology annotation, molecular function: protein binding. The transcript is spliced from 13 exons.